GCUCCGACGCACUGCAUGUGUUGUUCCUGCGAGCAGGGCUGCUCCGGGAGCCUGAGCGGCUCUGCGAGCACAGGGGCUGCUGCGCGCAGGAGGGCUGCGCCUAUUGCAGCGGGUGCUGCAUUCGGGAGCAGCGGCAGGAGAAAGCGGCAGCGGGGGAAGCUCCCGGCACGAACAGCCCCAGGAUGAUUACUGUUCUCUCGUGUUGAUGUUGUUUUUGAGCCGGAGUAGGACGCUGACUCCUGCUCUGCUGUUACACAGGAGAAACAACCCUGAGCUGCAGAAUGAAUUAGUAGCUAACACCACGAUUACUCUUAGCGGUUAGCGCAAGUUGUGGGAGGGAGAAAAAUGGGAGAGGAAGGAAAAAAAACCCCAUUUAAUGCUGCCUAGGGAAUACCGUGGAAUUUAGAACAGAUACCGUUGUAGACUACCAGCAUGCCUGACUGCACUUGACUUGAAUCGCUGGGAAGCAGCCUCAUGUUGUAUCAUUUAAGGCUGAAGGAAGAACAGCAGAAUAGUGAUGGAUUUGUGUACAGUGUUUCUGCGUAAAUGGAAAAUAAUAUAAAGAUGGUGGUAUGUAAUUUGUAUUUUAUUUUUAAGAAGAAUUUAAUCCAGGUAUGUAUGCUCUUUGUAUUUUUGUCUAGUCUGCAUACAGUUUUUGGUUUCCUUUGUUUCCUUUGCUUAUUUUCAUUCUGAAUGUACCUCCUGCUGUUCUUGCUAAUGCAAUGCAUUCAUUGAUUUGUAACUGAUUUGCUUUCUAAUGCUAUAAUGUUGAUGAAACUGUCUGGGCUUCUGACUUCAUUAAAAACCGGAGGAGGUUAUUUUGUAAGGUUGGUAACUUUACAGUGUAAGCUGAGUAAGAUAGUAUGGUGUUGGAUUUUUCAAUGAGUUGGUAUGUUUAAAUUGAUAUUAAAAUAUAAAAAAAUAAUUAUAUUAAUAUACAGUGAAAGUACAGUAUGUUUUGCUUAUUUAUGUCAGUACCUUUCUCCUAAUUUGACAGGAUUAGUAAUAAAUUGAGCUUUACAGAUGCUUAUGUAUUUCUGGGUCUUGAUUAAUCUCCAAGAUGAACACCCUGCAGCUUUCUUUUGAAGAGGCAGCUUGCUUAGACUACAUGUUUGAUUCCGUUCCACAGCUAAAUCUGUCUUAGAGUACCCUUUAUUAUGUACUCCAAGCCACAACCUAAAAAACCACCAUAACUAUUUCAUAGGUUUUUGUGCAUGAUUUUAAAAGAUAAAAUUAGUAUUUUUCCUCCUGAAAUUUCAGAGGCCAAUAGUAGCUGAAACUAUUUUCUUACUAUGAGACUGGUGGUCAUUUUGCUUUAAGAGGAAGAAUUAUGCAAAUAUAAAAAUAUGACUGCAUUGUUUAGCCCUCACCUUUCUUCAGUCACUUGCCUCCUUUUGCAUUUUCUUAAUAUAUUCUUUCAUCUGACAUGUAAGCAGUGAAAUAGAGCACAAGGCUAUGUGCCCUUAAACUAAGGACACUGAUAGUUGUCUUAUAAAUGGCUAGUAAAAAUGUAUUAAAACACUUAAUGUUUAUUUGAUUUUUCAUUAGUCUUGAAAUAUCUUAAGGCAUUCUGCUGCAUUUGUAAUUUCAAUGCAGUCUAGUUAUAAGUAAUAUUUUUCUUAAUAACGUGUUGAUCUAUAAAGGUCUAAUAUUAGUUCUAGCAUCAUAAUACUGUUGUUAACCCCUGGCUGGCAGGAACUCUUACGCCUUAAAAACAUUAACUGAAGUAACAUCAGUUGCUUUCUGAUGUGAAAAUGAAACUGUCUGUAAAGUUGUAGCCAUUUUUCAGAGAGGGUGGCACUAUACUUGCUUCCUGUUGGUGAUUAUAUAAAAUAGAUGCCUUUCUUUAGGAUAAUACACAACUAUGAUCUGGUAAUUAAAAAUUACCAGAUACUUGAUACAUACAAAUGUUCUAAAAGUCAGUGCUAAAUCUUACAAUCUAAACCAACAAACAUAGUGAGAAAAGCAGUGAGACAAUGCUGUUGAGUCUAAAAGCACCAAGAUGAAUGAUAAGUAGAAUUUAAGGUUUAAAGCAUGUUUCAUUCAUCACAAUUUCCUUUUGUAAGGGAUAUAAUGUUAGGAAUUAUGAUUAUGAAUUAAGAUUAGCUGUCAUCUCAGAGAAAAAAGCCAUGAUGUAAGAUAAAAGAUGGUUCUGUAAGGUGAAUGUGCACAACUUAGAGAAUUGCAUAAAGGAUUUCUGUCACUAUACCAUUUGCUUGAUCCUGCAGUGAUGUCAGCACAUUAUCAUAAUAACUAUAUGUUACUGUGAAAACACUUAAGAAAUCUCAGGUAAAGUACUGGGAUUCCAGAGUGUUACACAGUAGGAGAAUACUCAUAGCUCAGAAUAUCUCCCAAUUCAUUAAAGCACCAAUGAGGACUGAAAAUUCCAAAUUUUCCUUUUUCCUUUCCGAAUUUUCCUUUAGUGUUAUGAAAAUGCGGGGAGAAUGUAGUAUUAAUAGCUUCUGCCUUGUGAGACCAUUACAGCUCUGAAGCCUAAAAAUUCUUUGGCACCUAAGAAGUUGUUACACUGGUUUUAUUUUUCUCAUUUGUGUCAUUCACUUAGGUUGGUAACAGAGGUUCUUGCUUUCAGGUGCAAAUCUGAGUAUCACACUUGUCAGUAUAUGAAGUAAAGACAGCAGAGGGUUUUCUUAAUAAAAUUUUUGGAGCAAAUUUAGAAAUAUGUUUAAUGUCUACCAUCCUUAUCAGUGAAUGUGUUUCAGGUGUUAAGCAUGGUUUCUAUCUGUGUCUGCCUACUCAUCCUAAUGUAUGUUGUUGUCAACAGUACUUGUAGUCAUUUGUGCUUGUGGUAUUUUUCAAAUCAAAUAUUGCACAUGAUUGCUACCAUUUUUCAAAUGAAAGACCACUUCAUCAAAAGCUUCCCUUUUCAUAACUUUUUGUUCAAAAACUUUGAUGUUACUAUUAGUUUAAUAGGUUUUAGAAAAUAUGUAAAAUCUCUGUAUGCAGAGGAAUGGAAUCCAGAGGGCUUAAUUUGCCCAUAUAAAGUUGUUCUCUUACUUGUAAGUAGUUAAAAAAAAUGCCCCCAAACCCUAAAGAAAGAAAAAAAAUCAAAGCUGUAGAGUGAUGUAGUGCACAUGUGGUCACUGAGUUCAUGGUAAACUGUCCAACAGAAAUCUAAUUUAGGGCAGUGUGUUGCCCAUUCCAAGGCUCGGGCCAGUACAGUUGGAGGAUUAAAAUUCUUAUCUGAAAGAAAAUGGGAUUUUUUUUUUUUAGUUAUAUUUUCUGAUGGAAUUACUAUCCUGACAAGUUGCUGAAUUUUUUGAAAUGUUAGUAUCAAAAGAAACUUAGAGUACACUAAGUAUACUGCAAAUACAAACUCUGCAUCUAUGUUAUGCUUCAGUGUAAAUUAAAUCACUUGGGUUCCCAGGGUAUAAUGUUUAAAAGACCCUCUAUUAAAACGCAGGCAAAACUAGGGACAGAACUGAGAUUAAGUAAAAAUGCAUGUUGAUACAUUCUGUUUUUUAAUAGGCACUAAAUAGGUUCUGAUUAUUAUACAGUAGCUCUUUUAUUUAUGGCAAUCUGACAUAAUAGCAAGCUGGUAAUAGUCUAACAAUACUAAUAUGUCCAGUACUGACUUAGUUAUACAAAAAUCUCCAUAUAGUCGGCAAAUAACUUUUUCCUCCCCAAGUUUUCCAUUCCUUUAGUAGUCUGCAUUUAAAUAUAAAUGAGCUAUUUGGUGAAAUUCUCUCAAAUCUUAGCAGUUUUUGUACUGAGUAUUGACUAAAACCAAGUUUUUGUAUAGGACAGCAUAUAUCAUGUAUACAGCUGUAAGAGGGGGAAAAGGUCAUUAUUACCACCUGGUUAUACACUACAGUGCAAUUUUAUUUUUUUUUUAGUUAAAAAGUCAAGGAAACCACUAGAAAGAUUAAAGAGAAAGAGGUCAGUACAUUUAGUCAAAUAACAUUGAAGCUGUUAUCCAAAUCAUUUCAAGUCACCUACAUUAUCUAUUGUCUCUCCAAAUGGCCCCAGUUUACCUUUAGAAUCUGUUCUGUAGCUUGUUACAUCUCAGUAGUAAUCUACUGUAUUUGGUACAUCUCUUCCUCUGUUUUCAGUCUAGUCAUGGCCAUUGACCUUUAAGAACAGUUGUUUCAAUUACAAGUUUUCAUGUUUGUAAUGUAAAUGCCACACUAUAGAUUUGUUUCUAAGGAAAUAGUGUUCUAAAUGCUUUCAACAGUCUUAGUAGUAGUUAAUAAAGAAUUGAAUUGCAAUUGCCUCAGUUGCCUUAACAACUUUGUAGAGAAAAAUGUAAAUAUUACAAAGGCGUAGAGAAUAGUGUAACUAAAAAUGUAAUUUUGCAAGUUAUUGUAAAAUAGUGUGAUUUUCUUCAAUUUGUCUGUCUUCAACAGUAAUUGCAAAGAAACCCCCCAUCUUUUAUUGAACAAGAAAAUUCCUCUCUUUUUCUAUAGUGGUUAGAGUAGUAGGGAAGCAGCGAAUAUGACUUUUCUGUCCAGAAAAAUUACUCAUCCUAGCUUGCUAGGAGCUUACAUUUUCUUCUUGGUUAAUCCAAAAACAAUGUGCUUCUAUACAUUACAAAGUAGUUUAAUGGCAACUGCUUAACUACUGAGUUAAUUCACUAAUGCACAAAGUUCUAUAUAUUAUUUCUGGGUUAGUCAUUCUAAGUCAUAAUAAGCCAGUCAGGUUUAACCGUGUGCUGUUUCCACCUUUUUUCCUUAAACUCUGUUAAGUUGUAUGCUGAUAGAAGAGAUACAGAAUAGACAUGAACAACCAGUCUUGCAGUAUGAUUGUUGAAUUUUUAGGUUGGAAGAAUCUGUGGUGUGCCCCAUGAAUAUAUGUGCAACCUCCUCAGGACAGCAGUAGGCCUUGUAGGUUAAAAAAUUAGCAGAUUAUAGGGUUUUAAGAUUGGGGUUUGAAUCAGCAGUUUGGUGGUUAGUUUUACUUUUUACAUUCUCAUAAAUAGAGAAGGCAACAUGUUCUGAGGGUAUUUGGAUAUGCAUAAAUAGCAUGAUCUAUAAAGAGAUAUUAGCAGGUAAAUAAGCAGAUAUAGUAAAUUUUCCAAGUAAUUUCGAAGAAUAAGAAUAUCUUCCUAGCCAAAGGGUGAGAGUGCUGAUAGUGCUCCAUGCUGGACUCACAACAUCCAUGUGUGAAUGUUGGAGGGGCUGAAGGGAUAGGCAAAAGUCUGCUGCUGUGAAAACCUGAGGAAUUCUUGGAGCAAAGAGUAGUUAUCCAAAAGAGAAAGCAGGUCUCUUCAUUGCUCCCAUCCCUGCCUCUGGUCAGGGUCUUCAGGCAGGUCAUCCUUGUAGCAUAUGCAGUGUUAAGAAAAGUGUCAUUUUACCUUGAGAUUCACAAAUUACACAAAUUAAAAAUGUGAGUAGUUAAAACUACAGGGAGAAUUUGGGAAUAAUAUAAAGGACCAGAUAAGUGCUCUAAAUUAAGUUCUUCUGAAUUAGGUUAGUUGAGAUGAUUGUCAAUAUACUGUUCCUGUUAUAGUAAAUUAAUGAAGCAAUGUGGAGUGUACACUGUUCUUGCUAAUGCAAUGCAUUAGCAAAAACUAAUAAUGCUUGUCAAAAGAAGGGAGCAUAGGUUUCACCCAGCAGACCUGGGCUGAGGGCAAGUACUCUUAUGACAAGAUAACCUUAAUCCCAGGCAAGCAUAAAGACUGGUAAAAGACCAUAAUUAAUAUGUCUGUAUAUCUGAAUUCUUGAUCCCUUAUGUUCCUGAUGGUAAGAGAACCUCUCUUAGUCUCAGUUUCUGCAGAUGCAGGGUAGACUGUUUGCACUUUUUUUUUUUUUUGGUAUGUUUAAUUAAUUAAUUUCUAAUGAGUAUUUUGCAUAUCACAAAAAUAUGUUUCUGUCUAUAGACUCUAGUGACUAUUUUGGCAGCAAUACAGACUAGUAUUGCUGCAGAUGAAGAAUUCUUGGUUUUGUUUUGGUUCCCCCUACCAUCUUGGUGUUGUCAACAUGAACUGUCAUAGGGUAUUUUGUAGAGAGAAACUGCACUUCAGUCUCACCUUCUUGCCUGCCCCCUUUCAAUACACACAGACCCCUUGUAAUUGAUUAAUAGUGUGAAGGUUAAGCAAGGCUAUGGUUCUGCCUGGCUCUUGCUUUAUAAGAGGACAGUCUGCAUCCAAAAAGCGACUUCUAACUGGAGAGAGCUGCUGCUCUGCAGCUUCAUUUACUAGCAUCUGAACAGAAGCUGAGCAGUUAUCUAGCUAUUCUAUUUAAAUACUAAAAUUAUAUUUUUAAGAUGAUUCACUUGUUGUUUUUUUUUUUUGUAAAAAUAAAGGGCUGGAUUUGUUAAAAUAGUUUUUUGAAAUAGGGGUCUGAUGUUCAGAUAUGUAACUAAAAUGCUCUGUUUGCAUUAUUUAAAAAGCUAUCAUUUUUAACUCUGCCCACUCCUCCCCCCUUCUACCUUACACAUUAGUUUUAGAUUUGGAAGAAGAUCCUUUAUAAACUAUGCUUCCAACUGACAUUUUUAUUUUGGCAAUGCUUUGUAAUCAAUAAAUCCAGUUGAAUAUGCUUGAAACUGUUCUACAUUAUGUGUUCGCCAUCAGGUUGAUUGACAAAGUUAUUUUCAGACUUGCUAUGGGUCAAAAGUUGAUGGAUGUGUCAGUUUGUCCUUUCUUUGUAGAAGGACCCCAUUAAGAAUUUAUUUUAGUUCUAGUCUCAUAAUCCAUAAUGCUUUCUAGUUUCUUGCUCUAUUACCAUCUGGCAUAAAGUCCAUACCUUACUGCUGUAAUAUUUCAACAUGAAUCCUUAUGAGUUGAAUUUCAGCAUAAAAACUGUUUUCAUUCAAUAAAUAAGCAAAGUAAGAAUUUAAAAAAUUAGGUCAUAAUGGUUUAUCUGGAGACCUGGAUAAAAUGAGAAAGAACAAAGUCAAUCAUUUGAAUGAGGUGCAAGUUGUCAUUUGGAGACUAUGUGCUUUUUGAGAAACCCAUCUUAUGGAGUUUUAACUUUACAUGGAUUUAAAAUGUUAAGAACAACCCUUGCAAAUCUUUACAGAAAGAAAUGGAUGAGACCUGUAAUGAUUCAAACUUGAUUCCAUGUGUAGACUUACUAUUGUAGAAAAUGAGUUUUUGACAGAGCAAUGGUAGGCUGUAAACUGAUUAACAGAUCAUAUGACUAAUACAGCUGAGAUGGAAUAGAACUCGCAUGAGAGAACAUAAAUCUGCUCCAUUUAGCAGAUCUCCCUGUGUUUGUAACAGUACAGCUUUUAAUUCACUAUGGCGUUGUCAGAAACUGGGUUUAAAUAAAUUCAGUUCUGAAUGUUCAGCUGUUUGUAAUACUUUCAGUUAACUCUGAUAAAAAGCCUUGGUUAAACGCCAGGUAAAACACACACACGCGCGCACACACGCACACGCACAUAUAUAUAUAUGUGUGUGUGUGUAUGGCUUGCUAUGAAAUCAAGAUUCUUCUGCAGAGAAGCAUUAAACCUUAUUUAAAGUAAGUGGAAAUGUUCCAGAUUCCAGUGAUAACUUCAUUAUUUCUUGAUGCUUUUUAGAUUGAGACAGGAAACAAGCCUUCUGGCUUGUCUAUACGUUGUUGAUUUGAAGUCAUUUGAAGCAUGUCCAAGUCAUCUAAGUGGAGUUUAUAUAAGAGAGCAUUUAAAAAUCUGUGACUAUGUGGGCAAAGGAGGUAGGCAAUCACACUUCAGAUCUUGUUCAAUAAAUGGUUACAAGCAUUCAGUGUAAGAGCUGAAUGGUUAACAAGUGUUUCUACAUCCAGAAACAUGCCUUUGACGUUGAAAAGUGUCCCAAGAUGGUUCCUUUCUCUACUAAUAAUAUGUGAGAACAAGGCAGCCUUGGCUCUAGUGAAACUUCUCAAUAUUCUGAGAGAUGUCGUUUGCAUUUCUUGAAAACUGCAUGCAGUCUCAUUGGCCAUUCUUUUGCUUCGAAGUAUUGCUUGCUCUUAAUUCAGUCUUGAUGCUUUAGGCAUAAGCCUAUAUGAAAAAGUGGCAAGGACUGUGCUGAUGCCUGUGUGUUAAAAAUAUGAUUCAUGUCCCCCAGAUAUUUAAUCUUUUUAUAAAAUAAUAAAUAGACACUUUGGCAAGAGUGAAGAAUGUUAUCUAUUCUUCUGCUCACUCUGCAUCCCAAUUUUGUUAUAACUGGAAAGGAAAUAAGUCUGUUUACAUCCUCUGUUCCAGGAUUCCAGAAGCCACCCAGGCUUUUAGCAGCUUUUCCUGUGCUCUGUGCAGAACAGUGCAUUUUGCCGCUGCAGUAUUUAUGAGGGUUUAGCGUUUAUUAUUUACCUUUACAUAUGUGUAUAUAUGUAAUGAAUAAAUAUAUAGAGUGUAAUAGCAAGGUCAGUGAAGACAAAUUAUGCAAUGCAAAGACCACAUCUUGAGGUAUGUCAGUGGAUCAUGAUGUUUCAUAGAGUGCCAAGAUGUUUGCAGACAAGGACAGUUCAUAUUAUCUAUUCCUCUUCAGACACCACAGAGCAAUUUUUAACCCUUUAUCUAAACAGAUUUCUUAGUCUGCCAAAGAAUGUUUAGUUGCUUUAAGAAUCAAAAUGGCCAUUUUAAGAACUUCUUUGAUGGAUUUUUCAGAGCUGGAUUUUUCUGAGCUGGUUGCCUUGUUUAUUAUUCCACAGCUGUGAUACUGGGAGGUGAAUGGUAUGCUGUACAGAAGAAUACAUUGACAUGUUUAAAAUGUAUUGACUACAUUUCUAUGGAAUACAAGCUUUUGUUGUAUGGAAUGGAAACUUUUGGAUACCUCAUGGAAGCUUUUUAGGCUUCUUUUAGAUCAAAUAGUUUUCCUAUUGUAAUGGUACCUAUUUAUGUCCUGGAACUUGUAAACUAUGUUUUGUGUAGGUUUGCAGGGUUUUUUCUGUUAUCAGAAUAAUGUCAAAUUGAAUAACCUGGAUGAAAAUUUCCAUUAGUUGUCAUUAUUUUCUGCUAUACUCUAGGAGUUGUUUUAUUUUUACUUCUUAAAGAAGAGAUACCAGGAAGAUAAGCCCACUUCUGAGUCCUGGCUUAUCAUAGCAUAUUCGAGUCUGGUAUCAAAGCAACUAUUUCACAAACUAUAGUCAUAUACAUAAUUCAAUCUCAAGAUAGAACACCACAUUGUGUAUACCAUACUCACUUGUACCUGAAUCCUACCUUGUUCCAAAAGAUGAAGCAAGAGAACUUUCUACUUCUGUUUUGUUAGUUAGUAACCAUUAGUUGUCUUGUCCUUUUUUUUUUUUUUUGAUCACUGUUUUAUAUCAUAAGGAUCUCAGUUGAAAUGUCAGUACUCUGAAAGAAAGCAGAAAGCAUUUUGAACUGAGUAUCUCUGUUAAAGUCAGAGAAUUAAACUGGAUGAAGGCUGGAAAUACAUAUAGCUUAUUAGUUCUUGUUAACAAUAUUGCCUAGAACUGUUUUCAGCUUCAAUAUUUCAUGAAAAAAUCUAUCCAGAUAAUUAGGGGGAAUCAUCUGUGUUUUCAUUGUAACCUAGUUAAAACAUCAUCAGUAUUAUUGAAUGAUACGUUUGCUUGACAGACAUUGUAAUGUCGUUCCCUCCUUUUUAGACACUUCAAGAAGCCAUGUCCAACACAGUGAGAUUUUGCAAGACAUACAAAGCCUCUUCAGGAUUUUGUUUCGAACAAGCCAAUGUGUGAUUUUUUUGUUUUAGUUUUUCUGUCACAUUAUUCCAGAGCAUCAGUAGUUUUUAUGGCUAUUGUCUCCAUUGAAACAUUUGCCAAUGAUCCUUUUGGAGAUACAAAUACUUCUCUGGAUCAAAAAUUGUGUUUUAUGGAAACAGCUUAAAAUAAAUUGCACUCCAUGGUUUCUGUGCUCUUCAAGAGCCUGAUCUCAUCUUAUAUAUAUAAGAUUUGCAAAGGAAUGUUUACAAAGAAAUCGGGAAAUAGUACAAAAAGGAAGGAGAGUUGUCAGAACAAAAAGGAACAAGACUUAAGUCAGAUUGGACAAACAAAAAAUCCAAAAUUUUCGAAUACUUUAAAAAGCACCGUUAAAAAGAUUGCCAAGUGCCCAUCUGCUCGCAACUUAUCAACUGAAGAAGAGGAAAGCAAUAGAGAAUUUUCACUUUCUCCAACAUUCAGUUACAGAGUUGCUAUUGCCAAUGGACUGCAAAGGCAUAUUUUUGUAGCAAACACUAAUAAUGAAGAUAUAGUUCAAGACCUGUCUUCAAAUGAUAGCUCAUGUUCUGAGUCAUUAAGUGAAGUAAAAACGAAUAGCAAGAAAAACGAAUACUUAUCCCACACAAUGCCUGUGCGACGCAACAGGAAGAGCUUGAGCAGCCUGGCAGCCUCUGAUGGAAGUUCGGAUGGAGAGCGCACUUUACACACACUGAAGCUGGGAGCCUUACGAAAACUAAGGAAAUGGAAGAAGAGCCAAGAAUGUGUCUCGUCAGACUCAGAGCUAAGUUCAUGGAGGAAAACAUGGGGAUUAAGAAGUAAAUCUCUGGACAGAACUGGCCGUCACCAGAAAUCAAAUACUCUUGAACCUGGCUUUAGUUCAACAGGUUGUAUUAGCCAAACCCAUGAUGUUAUGGAAAUGAUCUUUAAAGAGCUUCAGGGAAUUAGUCAAAUUGAAACAGAACUCUCUGAAUUAAGAGGGCAUGUUAAUGCUCUGAAACAAUCAAUUGAUGAAAUUUCUAGUAGUGUAGAAGUUGUGCAAAAUGAAAUUGAACAAUUGCGAACUGGAUUUGUACAGUCCAGAAGAGAAACUCGGGACAUACAUGACUACAUUAAGCAGAUAGGCCACCCAGGAAACAAAGCAAGUCUUAGGUUUCUAAAUGUGCCUGAAGAGCGGCUGGAAAAAGCUGAAAGCAUAGUUUACAAAAUAUUAAUGGAAAAAAUGGGAUUCUCAGAGGCACAAAGCACUAUUAAAAUUGAGUUUGCCCAAAGGCUUGGGCAGCAAAGAGACUGUCCAAAUGCAAAGCCAAGACCCAUUCUUGUUUACUUUGAGUCAUCACAACAGAGAGAUUUGAUUUUAAAAAAGUCUUAUAAACUUAAGGGAACUGGCAUUGGAAUUUCUACAGAUAUAUUUUCCCAUGAAAUAAAAGAUAAAAAAGGAAGAGGGCUUCCUUCCUCUCAGACAUAUGAAAGCAUGGAUAUGAAAUUUUUAACAGUGGAGACAAAAUCUAAAAUGCAUGACUGGGAGUCACCUGACAGUGAUAAAGACUUGGAGUCAGAUAUAAAUAAGAACAGUUAUGCAAAAAUAUCUAAAUCAGCAUUUCAGAUAAAAACAAGCACUACAAAGGGGACUACUGAGUCCCCAAACACUAAAGACCUUGACAGAACUGCUGACAAUAGCACCUUUUCACACAGAAGUUAUGACAAUCAGUCACCAGAAUUUGACACUAUGGAAAAACAAUCAAAGGCCUAUUAUUCAGAUGUGACUCCUUUAUGGCAUUUACAGAAUGACUUUGCAACACCAAAGCUUAGCCGUUCAGAAUCAGAUUUCUCAAAAUUGUGUCAGUCUUACUCUGAGGAUUUUUCAGAAAACCAGUAUUUUAGCAGAACAAAUGGCAGUUCAUUGUUGUCUUCCUCUGAUCGAGAACUUUGGCAGCGAAGGCAAGAUGAUUCUCUAAACUGGUAUGGCAGUUCCCAGGAACAGACUUUUGCCCAAGACAUGCAGCAGUAUCCAGAGCAAAAUGAAACAGGGAACAUAGAAACUGUUGAUAGUGGAGUAAGCAAUGGAAUAAUCCGUGUGUCUGGAGAUAUAAACCAUUAUGAUGAUAGUCAGCUUUCUUUACAGGAUGAUCUUUCCCCAUGGAAAAACUGGAAUCAGUUGGAACAAGGGGCAGAUUUGGGCCUAGACUCAUCCACGCAGGAAGUUUUUGUGUAUGAUAUGAGCAGCCCUUCAGACCAACAAACAGAUUUUGGAAAGGGCCAAAGUUCUGACCUCCAGUAUGAUACUGAAAGCUAUGAUUUUACACUAGAUGGUACUUCUCCAUCUUGUCCGGGCCUUGACAGUGAAACACAAAGUCAGUGGACUGGUCAAUAUGAUGAUUAUCAGGAAACAAAUUCUAUCUCCUCUUAUCAGAAUCAAAACAAAUUGCCUAUGAUGUACCGAAGUCAAAGUGAACUACCAAGUGACGACUCGGAGGAAACUGCCCCUAAAUCAUGGCACAGCCGAUUAAGCAUAGAUCUUUCUGAUAAGACUUUCAGCUUUCCUAAAUUUGGAUCUACACUUCAGCGUGCUAAGUCAGCUUUAGAAGUAGUCUGGAAUAAAAGUACACAAAGUUUAAGUGGGUAUGAAGACAGUGGAUCAUCUUUUAUGGGAAGGUUUAGAACAUUAUCUCAGUCUACUGCAAAUGAAUCAAGUACAACACUUGAUUCUGAUGUUUAUGCUGAGCCCUAUUGCUACAAAGCUGAGUAUGAGGAAGAAUUAAUUGAACCAUCUGGUGAGAAUGAAACGGACUAUGUAGAAGUAAUGGAACAAGUCCUUGCUAAACUUGAAAACAGAACUAAUAGUAGUGAAACUAGUGAGCAGAUCCAAGAGUAUGAACUGGACCAGUCUUUGUAUGAAACUCCAUAUGCCAUGCUACCAGAGGAACAAUAUGACACACAGUUUGACAGUGUGAUCAGUGAAGAGAUAUUGGAAGUUGAAAGUGACUUGGCUCCUGAAGUAGAAAUAAAGGAGGAUGAAAAUCAGAAUGUCCCAGAGAUGAUUACUGAAGUUACUGAAAUUCCAAAGAAAAAAAGAGUACGACCAUCAUUUAAAGAAGCUGCUUUGAAAGCGUACAAGAAACAAAUGAAUGAUUUGGAGGAGAAGAUCCUUGCUGGAGAUAGCGGUUCUGUGGAUGAAAAGGCUCGGUUGGUAAGUGCAAGUUCCUUGGAUGCUUCCAAGCUUUAUGCAGUCCAAGCAUUUGCUGGUCGUGGACUGUAUGGAAUUGACAGCAUGCCAGACCUGCGAAGAAAGAAAUCUUUUCCCAUUGUUCGAGAUGUGGCUAUGACCCUUGCAGCUCGAAAAUCUGGUAUUUCCAUGGCCAUGCUCAUGCGGACCUCCAUAAACACUGAUGAAAUGAAAAUACAUGUCUUCAAGAAGACCCUGCAGGCUUUGAUCUAUCCAAUAUCAUCAACUACACCUCAUAACUUUGAAAUCUGGACAGCUACAACUCCCACAUACUGUUAUGAAUGUGAAGGCCUUCUUUGGGGCAUAGCCAGACAAGGCAUGAGAUGCACUGAAUGUGGUGUCAAAUGCCAUGAGAAGUGCCAAGAUCUCCUAAAUGCUGACUGUUUGCAGAGAGCAGCUGAGAAAAGUUCCAAACAUGGUGCAGAAGACAAAACACAGAAUAUUAUUAGUGCUAUGAAGGAAAGAAUGAAGAUUAGAGAGAAAAAUAGACCAGAGGUGUUUGAAGUGAUCCAGGAAAUGUUUAAUAUUUCUAAAGAAGAUUUUGUACAAUAUACAAAAGCAGCAAAACAAAGUGUUUUGGAUGGAACAUCCAAAUGGUCAGCAAAAGUAACUAUCACAGUUCUUUGUGCUCAGGGCUUACAGGCUAAGGACAAAACUGGUUCAAGUGACCCAUAUGUUACUGUGCAAGUUGGCAAAAACAAGCGAAGAACAAAAACUAUUUUUGGAAAUUUGAAUCCAGUAUGGGAUGAAAAAUUCUAUUUUGAAUGUCAUAACUCUACAGAUAGAAUAAAAGUAAGAGUAUGGGAUGAAGAUGAUGAUAUCAAAUCUAGAGUAAAACAGCAUUUCAAAAAGGAGUCAGAUGACUUCCUUGGGCAAACAAUCAUUGAAGUAAGAACACUGAGUGGAGAAAUGGAUGUAUGGUAUAAUUUAGAAAAGCGAACAGAUAAAUCGGCUGUCUCUGGGGCCAUUAGACUGAAAAUCAAUGUUGAAAUUGAAGGAGAGGAGAAAGUUGCUCCCUAUCAUGUGCAGUACACCUGUCUACAUGAGAAUCUCUUCCAUUACUUGACGGAUGUGAAGUCGAAUGGUGUGGUGAAAAUCCCUGAGGUGAAAGGCGAUGAGGCCUGGAAGGUGUACUUUGAUGAUGCUGCACAGGAAAUUGUGGAUGAAUUUGCAAUGCGCUAUGGAAUUGAAUAUAUUUAUCAAGCUAUGACGCAUUUUUCCUGUCUCUCUUCUAAAUACAUGUGCCCUGGUGUUCCAGCAGUUAUGAGUACAUUGUUGGCCAAUAUAAAUGCUUUCUAUGCUCAUACAACAGCAGCAACUAAUGUAUCUGCCUCAGAUCGCUUUGCUGCUACUAACUUUGGGAGAGAAAAGUUCAUAAGGCUGCUGGAUCAAUUGCACAAUUCCCUGAGGAUUGAUUUAUCUAAAUACAGGGAUAAUUUUCCUGCCAGCAAUUCCGAAAGACUCCAGGAUCUGAAAUCAACUGUGGACCUGCUUACCAGCAUUACUUUUUUUCGGAUGAAGGUCCUGGAAUUGCAGAGCCCCCCUCGAGCCAGUACUGUGGUGAAGGACUGUGUAAAAGCAUGCCUGGAUUCAACUUAUAAAUACAUUUUUGACAAUUGCUAUGAUCUGUACUCCCAAUUAGUGGAUCAGAGUAGGAAACAAGAAGUUCCUAAAGAAGAACAGGGACCAACAACAAAGAAUUUGGAUUUCUGGGCACAGCUGAUUACUCUGAUGGUCACCAUUAUAGAUGAAGAUAAAACAGCAUAUACCCCAAUCUUGAACCAGUUCCCUCAAGAGCUGAACAUGGGAAAAAUCAGUGCUGAAAUCAUGUGGACUCUGUUUGCCCAGGACAUGAAAUAUGCUCUGGAAGAACAUGAAAAGCAGCGAUUAUGCAAAAGCACAGAUUAUAUGAAUUUGCACUUCAAAGUGAAAUGGUUUUAUAAUGAAUAUGUGCGAGAGCUUUCUGCUUUCAAGGAUGCAGUGCCUGAAUACUCUCUGUGGUUUGAACCAUUUGUCAUACAGUGGCUGGAUGAAAAUGAGGAUGUGUCAAUGGAAUUUCUUCAUGGAGCACUAGAAAGAGACAAAAAAGAUGGGUUUCAGCAAACAUCAGACCAUGCCCUCUUCUCUUGUUCUGUGGUUGAUGUCUUCACACAGCUCAAUCAAAGCUUUGAAAUUAUUAGGAAAUUGGAGUGUCCUAAUCCAGAAGCACUAUCUCAUUUAAUGAGAAGAUUUGCAAAGACUAUCAACAAAGUACUCGUUCAGUAUGCUGCAAUUAUUUCAAGUUACUUCAGCUCCUAUUGUGAUAAAGAAAAUGUGGCCUGUAUCUUAAUGAACAACAUUCAGCAAUUAAGAGUCCAGCUUGAGAAAAUGUUUGAGUCCAUGGGAGGGAAGGAGAAGAAAGAAGGAGAGAGAUUCUCUUAUGAGCUGGAUGCUGAAGCUAGUGUUGUUCUAAAAGAACUUCAGGUGAAACUUAGCAAUGUAUUGGAUGAACUCAGUGUAACAUAUGCUGCAAGUUUCCAGUUUGUUAUCGAAGAUUGUGUAAAACAAAUGAGCAAUGAGCUGAAUCAAAUGAGAGGAAAUGGGAAUGCAGCAGCCAAUAAGAACAGUGCAGCCAUUGAUGCUGAGAUUGUGCUUCGGCCUCUCAUGGAUUCCCUGGACAAAACUUUGAGUGUCUCUGCAAAAAUCUGUGAGAAGACAGUUCUGAAACGGGUUUUGAAAGAGCUCUGGAAGUUAGUCUUAAACAAGAUAGAAAAACAAAUUGUGCUUCCACCACUGACAGACCAAACUGGGCCCCAGAUGAUAUUCAGUGCAGCCAAAGAUCUUGGACAACUGUCAAAACUCAAGGACCACGUGAUCCGAGAGGAAGCCAAAAGCCUGACCCUGAGGCAGUGUGCAAUAAUGGACGUGGCACUCGUUACUAUAAAGCAAUACUUCCACGCUGGAGGAAGUGGGCUAAAAAAGAAUUUCCUGGAGAAGAGUCCAGACCUGCAGUCCCUCAAAUACGCUCUCAGCCUUUACACACAGACUACCGACACCUUGAUAAAGAAGUUUAUAUCCACACAAACGUCUCAGAGUCAAACUGCUAAUAAUUCAGUGGGUGAGAUAUCUGUACAGGUGGAUGUCUCUACCCAUCCUGGAACUGGUGAGCAUAAAGUCACUGUGAAAGUUGUAGCAAUUAAUAACCUAAACUGGCAAACAACAGCUAUGUUCCGGCCAUUCGUGGAGGUUUGCAUACUGGGUCCUAAGUUAAGUGACAAGAAAAGAAAACAUGGAACCAAGACAAAGAGCAACACCUGGUCACCUAAGUACAAUGAAACUUUCCAAUUCCUGCUGAGUAACGAGGAGAAGGCAGGAGCCUACGAGGUGCACCUGGCGGUGAAGGAUUACUGCUUUGCGCGGGAGGACCGCGUUAUCGGCAUGGCCGUCAUCCAGCUGCAGGCCAUCGCCGACCGGGGCGGCUGCGCCGCCUGGUACCCCCUGCUCAGGAGCAUCUCCGUGGACGAGACUGGGCUCACAAUCCUUAGAAUACUUUCUCAGAGGAACAACGAUGAAGUUGCUAAAGAAUUUGUAAGACUUAAAACAGAAACAAGAUCUGCUGAAGAAACGGCCUGAAAUACCCAAGUAAUGCAAGAUUGUCACCGCCGAGAACAUAAAUACAACGCCGUUGUCUGACUACUGCAUGCAUGUGCAAAUCUGUGGGAAUGUUUCACUAUGUUUUCAGUGUUUGCCAGUACUUAUGUACUAUAUUUGCAAGGUAUGUCAAGGAGCUGUAUAUCUUUUAUACAUAUUUUGGUCUUUGGUAAAGUAAAUGUUCCAAUGAAGUGCCAAAACUAAGAUUAAGAGUAAAUGUUCCAUCAUCUCUUUUUAAAUGUUGAUUUCGCCUCAUCACAAUUUCAUUAUUUUUUAACAUUUAUUAAUAAGUAAGUAGCUUUUUUAAUUGAUAAUAGGUUAUCGCUGUUAAACUGUGUUGCUUAUUUUGAAUUAAGUUACAUCCCUUACUCUUCUUUUAAAAAUGAGGUAUACCUAGUUUUCUUCAAACUCUCAUGUUAUGCAAGCCUCAUUUUAGGUGUCUUAUUGAUGACUUUUUCUAUCAUUACUACAGAUGCAGUUACUUAUAGAAAGUGUUUGUAAUUUUAUAAUUACCAAUAUAAAGUAAUGAUUUUUGCAUAAAAACUGAAAAGGAUGGAAAUAUUUUAUGCUAAUCUCUUUUUCCAACCUUUCAUAAAUAUCACUGUGAAGAAAUGCUGUUAAAGCAGGUUCUCAAGAAGCUGUGCUUAUCAGAGUUUGUUACUGAUGUUUGAUAUCUUGAGAUAACUUUGUUCUUCAAAACUGCCACGGUAAUACCAUAUUUGUAUUAAAAGAGUAAGUCAGUAUCUGUAGAAACAGGUUGCUGUACAGUACAGUAUAUGUGCUUUUAAAAAGUGAUUUUUUAAAUGAUAUGGUACUGUACAAGGGGUAGUAGUUUGGAAUAUGUAAUGCCAGUUUGUGGUUUGUUUCUAGAAAUUGUUUACGAGAAGAAAAGAUGCUGUUAGCAUUUUCUCUCAGAGUUAUUAACGUUGCUUUACAUACUUAGCUGUAACAUCAGUUAAGUGCUUUAUUUCUUUAAUUUUUUUUAGAAAAGUUCAACAGUUUGUACUUAUGCAACAUUACUAUGUAUUGCACUAAAGCAAACUCUGUGUCCUGUAAAUAUAUUUAGUGAGGAAUUGUAAAAUAAAGUAUGCAGAAACUGCUUUCCGUUUUUGUCAUUUGAUAUUAUUUAUGUAACUCUUGGUUUUAUGUGCAUGUAAAGCCCAUGGAGUGGGCUUACUAUAUAGCUUUAUAAUAUAUUAAAGUAUGAUUUGCACUGUCUGGAA
Lonchura striata (white-rumped munia) is the source of this 17624-nucleotide messenger RNA. Lineage: Eukaryota; Metazoa; Chordata; Aves; Passeriformes; Estrildidae. The record is from RefSeq and is a predicted model, not a curated record.